Papaver somniferum (opium poppy) is the source of this 744-nucleotide messenger RNA. RefSeq lists its product as uncharacterized. The record is from RefSeq and is a predicted model, not a curated record. NCBI's taxonomy places the organism in Eukaryota, Viridiplantae, Streptophyta, Magnoliopsida, Ranunculales, Papaveraceae. The transcript has a single exon. Bases 1 to 744 code for a protein of 247 amino acids.
AUGUGGUUGUCUCAUCCUAGUUUCAUGCAGCUGGUUGAAGAUAGUUGGAAUAUGCAACUUAGUGGUGCGCCUCGUUUUGUGUUCAUGGCCAAGUUAAAGAGGUUGAAAAAGGCGUUGAAGAUUUGGAAUAUAACUUUUUUUGGUGAAGUUAAAUUUUGUUUGAAGCAAGCUGAAUUGAAACUUGAAACCGAGAAUGAUCUUUUGGACUAUGAUCAUGGUAAUGAGUUGCGGUUUGUGAAGGUUGCGGAUGCUAAGAAAGUUGUUGAUGAUGUAAGAACGGAGUUAGCAGUUAUGCUUAAGAUGAAGUCGCGUGUAACCUGGUUGGAGGAUGGAGAUCAAAAUACCCGAUUUUUUCAUAAUAGCAUUUGUAUGAGGAGGAUUCAAAAUACGAUUUCAGAACUUAAAACUUCGACUAACACUACUUUGUUUUUUCAGGAUGAGAUACAGGACUACAUUGUAAAUCAUCAAGCAAAAUUCAAUGGUGGUGAUGUUAAUAUUGAUCCAAGGCUGUUUGAUAUUGAACAUGAGAGCAUAAGUGCCGAUGAAAGUUCUUUCAUGGAUGUUAUUCCAUCCUUGGAGGAGGUUAAAGAGGUUUUUUUUGAUUUGGGAGCGGACUAUGCGCCUGGUCCAGAUGGAUUUAUAGGUUCUUUCUAUAGACAAUGCCGGAACAUUAUUUCUAAAGAUCUUUUUAAUGCCAUUGCAAACUGUUGGGCUAUGCGUAAAAUUCCCAAUGGCAUAAAUUAA